AGACACGCCCUUCUCUAAGAGGGAGGGAAAAAAGACUAAAGCAAGCUGCACAAGUCUUUAUUGAAUUCAAAGAUCCGUAAUAAUGUUUUUGCUUUCUUGAUGGAUUCUCCCACGAAAACAGGGCAGGUUUACUUACAACCUCGCAAAGCUGGCAAAAAAUGGAAGCCUGUGUUGUUGUCACUGGUUCCACCCAGCAACAAUGGGGUUGGUCGAUUGGAGAUUCAGUUUAUAGCAGGUGGCGGUGGAGCAAGGGAACAUAUUGGAGGGCUGAAGAGACACCACCAGUUGCAAGAAAGCAAGGUCAAAGUGGUCCGACUCUCUGAGCUUAUAAGUGUCCAAAGACUCCCACCAAAUGCUGAAGCCUGUCCCAUGGAAAACAUGUCCGCUUUUUGUGUGGAGUCGCAAGACAGAACAAUGGUUUUUGCUACACAAAAAGAUGAUUGUGUGGACUGGGUAGAGAAACUUUGUCAAGGAACCUUUCAGAGGAGCACUGGCUCAGACACUAAUGAGCUUCGUAUGGAGGAAAAUCAGAUAUAUGCAACGACAAAUGAUGAGUUCAGUGUGGUGGUGCAAAGGACAGAUGCAGCAAUACGUUGUGGACUGCAGGGAUCAUAUUGGCUACAGGUUGGACAAAAGACCCUGCUUUUGAAAGAUACCCAGAAAGUCAACAUUGUAAGACAAUGGCCGUAUGAACUGCUACGACGAUAUGGUAAAGAUAAGUUGGCCUUAACGAUUGAAGCAGGAAGAAGAUGUGACAGUGGUCCUGGAACAUUCACCUUUGAAACACAACACUCUGAGAAAAUAUUCAACCUGAUUCAGAGCACAAUCAAGCAAAAGACUUUAGCUGUUACAUCAAGUAACCUUCAUCAGGAAGAAGAUAAAGGUUUAGUUGCCAAGAAACAAGUUCAUUCCCCUCUGCCUGAAAUACCAGAGAUGACCAGUGCGGCCUCCAUUCCGGAAAACGCAAAUUUACAGAUAGACACAUCUCCCGGCACAGAAGACAAUAUGGUAUGUCAAGAUUGUUCUGCUCACUUAUCCGAAAAUCAAUUACAGCCACCUCCAAUCACUCUCAUGCCUCUCCCAAUGGUUCCAAUAUUUGACAAACCCUGUCGAGACCUUCAUGGUUGCCAACCUGAAGCGGAAUAUGCCAACCCAGCUGACUGCAUCAAAAAUUUACCAAAACCUCAAGCUACCAUGUCUCAUGUGUAUGUGGACCCCGCAAGUAUUCUUCCCCUUCAUCCUCCAACUUCAAAAGAAACUAUAAAUCCAGGCUCCAAGUCAUUCAUACCACACCCUUGCUCCAUCACCAGUCACCCAGAUUCUGUUUAUUCAGAAGUGUAUGAUAAAGUCAAUGUGGGCAAGAAUGAACAAAAUGCCAGUUCAAGUGAGCAACAUUUUAAGCAUUUGACGGAGGAUGAACCAAUUUAUGCUGUACCCGUGAGCAAGGAAGAUGAAGUUUCUGAUAAAGAUGAAACCAAACCAGACCCUUUUGCCCAUCUCUAUGCUCAAGUGAACAAAACACCUCCAUCAUCUAGUCCCUCUUCAACACCACCUCCCCCCUCUUCAUCAUCUUUAGUUAGCAGCAUCGCUGCUGCCAAAAUCUCGGACAACCCUCUUGAUGAUGUAAUCUAUGAAAACCUGGGCAUCAUUUAGUAACUCAGUUGUUUGUUGCUGAUUGUAAAUUCUCAAAGCUGAACAACCUAGUUGUCCAAAAUGUCAACUGUACGUUAAGAAAUGUACCGUAUUGGCCCGAAUAUAAGAUGACCCCUAUUAUAA
Molecule: messenger RNA, 1776 nt
Organism: Syngnathus acus (greater pipefish)
Lineage: Eukaryota; Metazoa; Chordata; Actinopteri; Syngnathiformes; Syngnathidae
Product: docking protein 3-like
Exons: 7
Coding region: 100-1653 (517 amino acids)
Biological process (GO): positive regulation of MAPK cascade; cell surface receptor protein tyrosine kinase signaling pathway
Cellular component (GO): cytoplasm
Source: RefSeq, a predicted model, not a curated record